This is a messenger RNA of Protobothrops mucrosquamatus (brown spotted pit viper), 620 nucleotides long. Its product is annotated as citrate synthase, mitochondrial-like. The record is from RefSeq and is a predicted model, not a curated record. The transcript is spliced from 5 exons. Lineage: Eukaryota; Metazoa; Chordata; Lepidosauria; Squamata; Viperidae. The coding region runs from base 89 to 598 and encodes 169 amino acids. Gene Ontology annotation, biological process: tricarboxylic acid cycle; carbohydrate metabolic process. Gene Ontology annotation, cellular component: mitochondrial matrix.
UUCUUUCUCUUUACAGAAUUCAUCAUGUAUCAUUUUUGCUGCAAGACAUGCAAGUGCUUCUACAAACCUGAAAGAUGUUCUUGCGAAUAUGAUACCCAAAGAACAAGCAAGACUUAAAAGCUUCAGACAACAACAUGGCAGUACUGUCAUUGGACAAAUCACUGUAGAUAUGCUCUACGGUGGCAUGAGGAGUAUGAAAGGGCUAAUAUACGAGACCUCUGUCUUGGAUCCUGAUGAGGGCAUUCGUUUCCGUGGCUACAGCAUUCCCGAGUGCCAGAAGCUGCUACCCAAAGCCCCUGGAGGUGCGGAGCCCCUUCCCGAAGGUCUCUUUUGGUUACUGGUGACAGGAGAAGUUCCUUCCCAAGAACAGGUGACUUGGGUGUCUCGAGAGUGGGCGAAGAGAGCGGCCCUGCCUUCCCAUGUAGUGACUAUGCUUGACAACUUCCCCACCAAUCUUCAUCCCAUGUCACAGCUCAGUGCUGCUGUCACAGCUCUCAACAGCGAGAGCACUUUUGCCCGCGCCUACUCUGAAGGAAUUAGCCGGACCAAGUACUGGGAGGUAAGCCACAAGCGGCAAGCUUUCCACAAGCAUUGGUAGACGAGGUUAUAGAGGUGACUUC